Anthostomella pinea is the source of this 1062-nucleotide messenger RNA. The record is from the annotation of a GenBank genome assembly. NCBI's taxonomy places the organism in Eukaryota, Fungi, Ascomycota, Sordariomycetes, Xylariales, Xylariaceae.
AUGACCACGAAUGAGGGCACUAUUCCGGUGGUCGAUCUGGAGAGCUGGCUGCAAGGGUCCCUGGAAGAUAGGCGGCGUCUCGCCACCGACCUGACUGGAGCUUGUCGUCGCGUCGGCUUCGUCUACGUCGUCAACCACGGGGUGCCGGACGAUCUGCUCGAAGAGGCUUUUGGCUGGUCCAAGAAGCUCUUUGAUCUGCCUCACGAGAUGAAAAUGCUGGCGCCGCACCCUUCAGGUCCAAAUGUUCACAGAGGAUAUUCGUGGCCCGGUCUGGAGAAGGUGUCGCAGAACGUAUACGGAGAGGGCGAAGAGGAGAAGGAGGCUGAAAACCGUAAAGUAUCGGACUUCAAGGAGAGCUACGAGAUAGGCAGCGAGAAGCUCGAUCUCCAGCCCAACGUCUGGCUGCCCGAAGAAGUACUGCCCGGCUUCCGCGCCUUCAUGACGCAGUUCUACUCGAGAUGUUUCGACUCGGCUAAGGAGCUGCUGCGCGCGCUGGCGAUCGGCGUGGGUCUUGAAGACGAAGACUUCUUCCUGCGCUUCCACAGCGGCGUGAACAAUCAGCUGAGACUGCUCCACUACCCACCGGUGGAUGCAGAAAAGCUGUCGAGUAAUAUGCUUGCUCGAAUGCCGGCACACACUGACUGGGGAACCAUCACGAUGCUAUUCCAAGACUCGUGCGGCGGCCUCCAGGUGGAGGACCCGGUUGUGCCGGGACAGUUCGUUGACGCUACGCCGAUGAAGAAUGCGUUGAUUAUGAACGUUGGUGACCUACUGAUGAGAUGGAGCAAUGACUACCUGAAAUCCACCCUCCACCGCGUGAUCCUCCCGCCCAUCCAGACGAAGACUCGGAUUUCAGAAAAAGGGGAGGGCAAGGUUAUGACGCAAGCGCGUUACUCGAUCCCGUACUUCGUGUCGCCCGACCCUGAGGCCGUCAUCGAGUGCCUGACGGCGAACGUGGGCGGCGAAGAUAUCCCGGCCAAGUACGAGCCGAUGGUACAGGAAGAUUACCGGCGCAUGAGGGCGAGGGGGCAGUAUGUGGAAGCACCAUCUGCGAUGACUUAG